GGGCUGGUGUCCCAAAAAAUCAUUCACUGCCCAGACUUCUAUCUCAAUUCAAGAGGCCCCGACUGGCUGCUCCUCAGGAGAUGUUAGGGCUACUGGCUGGACUGAUGUCUCUGGGACUCCUCACAGGCACUUCCUUAAUUGUCCUCUGCUGGACGAUGAACUUCUCUCAUUAGUGACCCAGAUGGAAUGGGAGGAGGAGGCCGGAUCCAAGCCCAAGGAGCAGCAGAUUACUUCAGACAGAUCGUCACCUCAGAGUCCCGCGGAGCCCAAGUCACCAACCAGGCCUACGUGGCUCCCACCUUCCUCAAGGGGGGCCUCAAACUCAUCGCUUGACAACGUGCUCUUUACCCCACCUCCGGCUGUCGGUCCUACGACGAUUGCUGACAGCCACUGAGCCACAGCGCUUUGGACAAUCCAGACUCCGCUCCUACCCACCAGCCCCCUUCAGCCUCUGGCUACCAAAUCGCAGUUCCAGCACUCUGGUUCCAUCGUGAUUCAGGAGCGCCACAACUUCCCUCACAGAAAAUUUCCAGAGCCCCUCACAAAAUCACUCCAGAUGGAAGAUGACAGCGCCAAGCCCGCGGCAGAAGCCACUCCCACAGCCCAGCAGAACAGAGUGUUCGGAAAGUCAACACAUGGUGCGAGAACCUUAAGCAGAAAGCACAGUAUAUUGUUUGCACUGAAGGAGCUGGUGUGGAGAGGAAAAACCGCUGAUACCGCUCAAAUGGAUCGCAUGGAACUGCGAAAAGUCAACAUCGAACUUGAUGAGGAGAGCAGUAGUGGAGAGAGCAUUCAAGACAGCUACACAGAGAUGGAAGAUUCAGAAAAGGUCACGAUUAGCAGCCAAUUUGCUAAUGAAGACACUGAGAGCCAAAAGUUCCUUACAAAUGGAUUCCUGGGGAAGAAGAAGUUGGAUAACUAUGACGAGGAAGACCACCCUGGAACCACAUCCUUUGGAAUGUCAUCAUUCAACCUCAGUAAUGCCAUCAUGGGCAGUGGAAUCCUAGGUCUGUCCUAUGCCAUGGCCAACACUGGAAUCAUCCUUUUUGUAAUCAUGCUGCUGGCUGUGGCAAUAUUAUCCCUCUAUUCAGUUCACCUCUUAUUGAAGACAGCAAAAGAAGGAGGCUCAUUAAUUUAUGAGAAAUUAGGAGAAAAGGCAUUUGGAUGGCCUGGAAAAAUUGCAGCUUUCAUUUCUAUCACAAUGCAAAAUAUUGGAGCCAUGUCAAGCUACCUCUUUAUUAUUAAAUAUGAACUCCCAGAAGUAAUCAGAGCAUUCAUGGGACUUGAAGAGAAUUCUGGAGAAUGGUACCUAAAUGGUAACUACCUCGUUAUAUUUGUGUCUCUUGGGAUUAUUCUUCCACUGUCUCUUCUAAAAAAUUUAGGUUACCUUGGUUAUACAAGUGGAUUUUCUCUAACCUGCAUGGUAUUUUUCGUCAGUGUGGUGAUUUAUAAGAAAUUCCAAAUACCCUGCCCUCUCCCCAUCCUGGAUCACGGAGCUGGAAAUUUUACAUGCAACAACACGGUUCAGAUGCACAUGGUGAUGUUACCCAACAACUCUGAGAGUCUCGGGGUGAAUUUCAUGAUGGAUUAUACCCACGGAAACUCCGCUGGCCUGGAUGAGAAUCAGGGCAAAGACCCCCUUCACGGAAGCGGUGUAGAAUACGAAGCCCACGGAGAGGACAAGUGUCAACCCAAGUACUUUGCAUUCAACUCCCGGACGGCCUAUGCGAUCCCUAUCCUAGCAUUUGCUUUCGUGUGCCACCCAGAGGUGCUCCCGAUCUACAGUGAACUUAAAGAUCGCUCCAGAAGGAAGAUGCAGGCGGUUUCCAAUCUCUCCAUCACUGGAAUGCUUAUCAUGUAUCUGCUUGCUGCUCUCUUUGGCUACCUGACCUUCUAUGGAGAAGUUGAAGAUGAAUUGCUUCACGCUUAUACCAAAGUAUACACCUUUGAUACACUGCUCCUCAUGGUCCGCCUGGCUGUGCUCGUGGCUGUCACCCUAACAGUGCCCAUCGUCCUCUUCCCUAUUCGAACAUCAGUGACAACAUUGUUAUUUCCCAAGAGACCUUUCAGUUGGAUAAGACAUUUCCUGAUUGCAGCAGUCAUUCUUGCACUUAAUAACGUCCUGGUCAUUCUUGUGCCAACUAUAAAAUACAUUUUUGGAUUCAUAGGUGCAUCUUCUGCUACACUGCUGAUUUUCAUUCUUCCGGCAGCUUUUUACCUUCGACUUGUCAAAAAAGAACCCCUUAGGUCUCCCCAGAAAAUUGGGGCUGUGGUUUUCCUGGUAGUUGGCAUUAUCUUCAUGAUCGGAAGCAUGGCCCUCAUUGUAAUUGACUGGAUCUACAAUCCUCCAAAUUCCAAGCAUCAUUAACUCAAGGAAAAGGAAAAGAACUUUUCCCCCCAUGGAAAUGGUAGCAGGAUGUGCUCCAAAGACUUUUUGUCAUUUCAAUGGGAACGUUAUCCAUGGAAAGUAACAAGAAGAUUCCAAAGACUUUCACUAGUAAUAUCGCAAGAAACCUGUGGAAUAUUAAACCAUUAUUUACACCAAGGAUGGUUGUUGACAUAUUAAAAGCCGGUGAUGAAGGUUCGCAGGUUUCAAUAGAGUAAUGUUUGUGUGGUAAAGAUGUGUUUGUGCUGCUACAAUAGCAGGAGAAGGGUAGCUGCCUUAUUACCAGCCAUCAAGAGAUAGCCUUUUUCCCCACUAUUUUGAUAGCAGUAAUUCUGAGAUGAUGAAAAAAUAAUACCCUGGUGGCCUUUUUUUUUUUUUAAAAAAAAGAAGUCAGCUGGUGCCUUUUUCUAACUGAAAUAUAUCAGCAUGGUUUAUGAUCUGCACUGUUGUACAAGAAAGGUCAGAAGCCUUAGUCUGAAAUGUCCAGUCAUGAUCUUUAAGGAAAUAUAAUCACCAUUCUAUUCGGCCUGUCGGUGAAGCUGAGUUUUUUAAGUCUGUUAAACCAAAAAGUCGAGUUUUUAAAGUCUGUAAUCUUCAGUCAACUGAUUGUCCGAGUUUUUGAGACCUUACUGAAUAAAGAGAGAGGCUUUACUUAUAUUACCAGUCUACCUGAGUAGGUGUUGUUUUAUAGCUAAAACUGCCUGUUCUGGAAACAUCUGGCUUGUAGACGUCAAAGUCCUCUUGUCGUACGUCUGAAUGAACUUUAUGUCAUUGAACAAGUACAAAUCUGCUCAUACACUUGUCUUCCAUUCUAACGCAAAGGGUUUUUAGGAGACCACAAAGCAUGUGGAAAUACACUAUCCAGUAUUGUUUGAUACAUUUUUAUUUGCUAAACAUUCAGUGCAGGAAACUGUGAUUUGCUAUAUAUUUAUAUAUAUAUAUAUAUAUAUAAUCCUUUUCUGUAGCUAUUGGAAGUUUAAUGUAUGAUGCAUUAUUUUUUAAAUUUUUUUUUACAUGUGUAGCUUUUGCGUGUUUUCAUAGUCACAAGACUUUAUACUAUUUUGGAAAAAAAAAUAAGAUUGGGGAGCUGAAAAAGUACAUUUGUAUAUAUCUGUCCAGUUAGAGAGCUUUACAUUUUAAAAUCCACAUUAUUCACUAAGUAAUAAUCCUCUAAAAUGUUUACAGUGCCAUAAUCGACCACUCAAAGUCCAGCCCUUAUGUUUUUUUCUCAAAAAAAAAAAAAGGGGGCAAUGUUUUCUGCUAUAAGAAGGUCUUUCCAUUCAGCAUUCCUAAAAUGGGAUCCUUUUUCAUUUGCAAAUAUUCACCAACACUGGUUCAACCAAAUAUAUGAAGUGCUUCACCAUGAAAAUAAAGCUGUUAAAAUUAAAACUGAAUAUCAAUUCUUCAUUUUUACCAUCUCUGAUGAUCAGUAGAGGAGAAUGUGAGCUUAUAGAGAAUACCCACUCUAUUUAGGGUCUGCUUUUUCACCUGAUUUUCGAAAGAGCGAAGAACAUCUACUGUACAAUUUUUAAUUGUAUUUUAGAAAAGUAGGACAGAGGUUUUAGUGAAAAUUAUUGUUAAAUAUCGAGAGAUCCAUUUUUUACUGUAAAGUAUUCUCUGAAGUUAAAGUCCUUUUAAGCUAUAUCUUUCAGGUACUACUUUCAAUACAAACCCAUAGAAUUUCCCAGAGACGACCCAUGUGUGAAGUGAGGAACUAUGGUUCAUUUCAUUUUGGAAGUGAAGUCUUACCGAGCAGCUAUUGCAACUUUGGGGUUAGCAUCUUGUUAAGACUACGGUACUCAAAGGAGCCUGCCCAUUUUUGUUUGCUGACUGUGAGCUCACUGUGGGCAGGGAUUGUCUCUCUUUAUUGCUGUAUUAUCCUUUCCCAAGUGCUAAAUUCAGUGCUCUGCACACAGUAAGCGCUCAAUAAAUGCCAUUGAAUGAAAAUAUAUCAAAAUUAGCUGAGGCAACAGAAGAGCCUUCAGGUGCUGAAAUUGGCCUUUGACCUACACUAAGUAAAACAAAUUUGAUCAAGACAUCAAACCAAAAAUAUGGGUACAGUCAGGUCUAGUGUUUUAUUUUACACUUGAAAUGAUGAACUCGGAAGAGUUAUAGUUGUAUAAAGUAGCAAUCCUCAAAUGCACUAAUUGAUUACAAAUAGUAAACUAUAUCAUUUUUGUCAUGGUCAAAUCAUUUUUCAUGUCAUGCAGAAUUGGAAUUAACACAUACUGCAGGACGGGAUGCAAUUAGUAUUACAUAUUGAUUAAUUUAACCCCAUUUGUAGAUCAGCUGAAAUUUUAUUUUGUUUCCAUUUGUAAGAUGGUUCGAUGUAUUGGGGUUUUUUUUACAACAGAAAAAUCUAUAUAUUGAUGCAUAUAAUAAAUGAACUUUUGAAAAGA
Ornithorhynchus anatinus (platypus) is the source of this 4785-nucleotide messenger RNA. RefSeq names its product solute carrier family 38 member 4 (gene SLC38A4). Lineage: Eukaryota; Metazoa; Chordata; Mammalia; Monotremata; Ornithorhynchidae. Bases 557 to 2368 code for a protein of 603 amino acids. Gene Ontology annotation, biological process: amino acid transmembrane transport. The record is from RefSeq and is a predicted model, not a curated record. Gene Ontology annotation, molecular function: amino acid transmembrane transporter activity. The transcript has 16 exons.